UUGGCGCGGGGAAGAGGUGGGCGCUAGUUACUGGAGGGUGUGUUGGCUUUGCAGCUUGCCUACUCAGUUUGCAAGGAUCACAGCUGCAGAAAAUGUCAGUACGGCCUGGGAGAACGAAGUCGAAGGAAAUGACUUGGAGCGAGAAGGAACUCGCAAAGCAUUUGCUGAACAAGAGGAGAACGUCGGCCACUGCGGACGGGAGUUCGAAAUCAUCACCAAAAGUCGGUCAGAAGCUGCAGGCAGGAACAAGUGGAGCUGUGAAAUCAGGCCUCAGCUCCACUGUGCCUGCAAAGAGAGGGGCAGAGGUGAAAAGGGGAAGUGGAGGGAAAGAUAGACUGUCGUCGACUGUGGCAGCUGGCUCUUCAUCACCAAGCGGUAGUCGUGCCAGAAAAGGAAGGAGAUGCGAAGAAAGGAACUGCUAAAGAUUCAUCUUCUCUGAGCUCUCAAGCCAGAAGUAAAGAGAAGAGAGGUUUGGAGGAGAGACGAGAAGACAGAAGACGAGAGGACGUAAGGAGAGGGAGGGAAGGAACUAGAAACGAGAGAGGUGGUGGUAGAGACAGCCGGAGAGGGAAAGAAGAGGCUGGGAAGAAGGAACGUGACCCAAGAGAAAGGGAGAAGGAGAGGGAGAGAGAGAAGGAAGACAGAAGACGACGGAGGGAUAAAGAGAGGGGGAGGGAAAAGGAGGGGAGAGGGAAGGAAGGAGAGAAAAAUGCAAGAAUCAGCAGCAGCAGCUCAACUGGAGAAAAACCGAGGAUCAGUCCAGAAAGGGAGAGGAAACCACCAGCAGGACCCUUACCCCAGCCAAUGGAAGAAGUGAAAGAUGGAGAUGCCAUCGAAGAAGAUUUUGAAUACGAUGAGGAGUUUGAGGAAGAUGAUUAUGUCGAUGAUUUUGACGAAGAUAUCGAGGAACAUACCGAAAGUGAAGAUUUUUCUGAUGAUGUCAUUGCUAAAUCACCCCCGGCAACAAACCCUGACCCAUCGUCUACUGAUGGUAUCGACCUGGUAGAGAUCAUGCAAGCCAUCGAUGCCGAGAAUAUGGACGUAACACGUCCACUCCAUUUGGAGCCCACCCCCUCCCUUGGCAUUGGAACAACUUCCUCGCAGGGGUCACAAAGGUCAAUGGGUCAUCGGAAAUUUGUCGACUUCUCGUCAGCCAAGAAACUGAGGAGAGAGAACGUGUAGCCCGAGUUACUAAGAAACGGGGACAGGAGUUGUUGUCAAUGAUAGAGCUGGACGUGGUGACCUUUGACCUGUUUGACCUGCGACCUCUAUCGGAGUACGAGGUCUACAUGAGGAGUUUUGGGUCGUCUGGUACGAGGCAGGCCGGGAGUCAGACUGGGGAAGAUACAGUUGAGGAAGGCACCCAGACGGAGGAGGUUGAGGGGAGAGAGAAAUGGGUCCAGUGGCCGCCCGAAGAUCUCAAAGGAUUCGGAGGUCCGGAUGGUGAGGAGAGAGAGGAGACUGGUGUUGAUGGGGACAUGGGCAGUGCUGUUAGAUUGGCUUCUUUCUUGAAAAGGGCCUCGCAGGUUGUAUCGGUGCUGCUGGAAGAGAAUGCGGCACAAAAUGACGUGUCCCAGACCCAUUCCAAUCAGUCCCCGAUUCCAUUCUGCUCGACCAGAAUGAAGAUAGAGCCACCUAAAGAGCUCCGAGGCUGUAUCUUGACCUCUGUGGAAUACAGCCACGCCCACCCUCACCUCAUAAUGACAAUCCACUCUCCGGCAGCGGGGCGGGAUGAGGGGGAGGGGCCUGUUCCAAAAGGGGGAGGAGCCAUUUGUGUAUGGAGCACAAGGGAGCCUUCACAACCUCAGUUUUACCUGGUAAGCCAGUCUCCCUCGGUCUGCGGCAGUUUUGGACCAAUCAGAACGCCUCUUGUCUUCUGCGGGACAGAGGAUGGGUGUGUCCUCCUCUGGGACCUCCGAGAGACCGUUACCAUGCACACCAGACCUCCUGGUGUGACCACACCCACCAGCCACACCCACAUUCCAAGACCACCAACAUUCAGUACAGCUGCUCUGUCCCAGAAGUACAGUCACCAAUCUCCCAUUGUGUCCCUCUCACCUAUCACCACCUCUACUCCUCACAACUCUCCCUCCUCCCACCUUCUCACCGAUGAUGAGUCAGCAACUAUCGGCCUAUCAUUUCAACUAGCUUCACUUGACAGGAGUGGUUUGUUGAUUAUCUGGGUUGCCGUGGAGACCAAGCCACACCCACAAGGCUCGGAGAGCGACCUGGGCCUGAUUCCAAACGGCCGAGUUAAAUUAGUCUGGAGUGCGGCCCUAGAUACUACGAGGUCGAGUCCCGAUUCCAUUCCAGUUCAGUCUCUCUGUGUCCGAUUCCAUUCCAUAGACACCAAUCACAUCUUCUUUGGAACUGAUGAGGGAACAGUAGUUCAUUGUACUCGCUACAGUCGCCGUCCCAUUCCCAGACUGUACAGGUCCCACGCACACGCCCACUGCCCCUGUGAUGUCACCUCGUUAAGUUUCUCGCCAUGGCAACCAGACUAUUUUCUCGCGAGUUAUUCGAACGGCAACAUAUCACUUUACAACAUCAAGAAAGCUAACCCGCUGGUGGUGUGGACGGAAUCAACCAAUGGGAUUGCAGUCAGUAAGGUGGAGUGGGCGUGGCACAUUCCUGGAGUGUUUCUAGCACUGGACGGUCACUCCACCCUAUACCUCUGGAAUUUGACAGAGAAUGACAGGGGUCCUACCCAUUCUUACAGCCCGGCAGAGGACACCCCAGCUAUCCUCUCCUUCUCCCUCUCUCCCUCCUCCACCUCUCCUUCCAUCGCUCUCUGUCGCUCCAACUCAACCAUCGAGAUCCACCAACUAUCAUCACUCACUGGUGCCCCGGCAGAUUCAGAAACUCCAGAGAAACUACUCUUACCUAACUUUACCAACUACCUCCACAGUCUGUAGCUCCGGUCUGUAGCCAACACUUUGGCAGAUAAAAAUUUCCUUUCAGUUUUACACAACAGUAUAAUAUACAAUUAUA
Molecule: messenger RNA, 2991 nt
Organism: Geodia barretti
Lineage: Eukaryota; Metazoa; Porifera; Demospongiae; Tetractinellida; Geodiidae
Source: the annotation of a GenBank genome assembly